AUGUAGCAAAACUAUAAGUUUCAGCAGCCUUAAUAGCUGUUGCUUAAUAGCUCUCUUUGUGACUCAGAACCUAAGGUCAUAAAUCUCAAAAGCCCACACAUUAAUCACCUAACUCGUAAUUAUCAUUUAAAAGUCAUGUUGAUUUUUAUAGAGCAAGAUAUUUAGAUUUAACCUAAAAAUAACUAGAUUGGAUUAAAUAAAUUAUCAGAACUCAUAUUCUAAGUUGAUGAUGCUAUGUACAACUCAGCACCAAAGUCCCCGAUUCUCUAAUAAAUCUAAAAUAGCACACAAAAUCGGAAGAGCAAAUUUGCUAAAAAUAAAAGCAAUACAAAGUACUUUGAUAAAGAAAACGGCCCUAAUAAAUUUUAGCUUGACAUUAAAGUCAACACCAAUACAACAAGCACUAUUUCCAAUGAGUUGAGUACAGACUCACAGCAGUUUCUAAAUUUUUAUGAUCUUUUCAAGCUAAAGAGACUUCUUGGGUUUGGAGCAUUUGGAGUCGUCUUGAUGGUUAAAAAUAUCAAACAUAAUGAAGUUUCAGCAUUGAAGAUCAUCAAUAAAACAAAUCUGUCCAAAUCUAAUUUAAAUCAGUUUAGGAAUGAGUUCAAAGUUCUUUAGAAAUUAGAUCACUGCGGAGUAAUUAAAUCGAAGAGAACAUAUGAGACCUAAAAUUAUUUAUUAAUUGAAUUGGAAUACUUCGAAGGUAUAACAUUAAAAAAGUUUUAAGAUCAAAUUUAAUCGGAAGAUAAUUCAAGGGCAAUAUUGAAAUGUAUCUUAGAGGGGUUGAAUCACAUUCAUGAUAAGGAUUUUAUUCACAGGGAUCUGAAAACGGAUAAUAUAUUAAUUAGCGUGAAUAAUGCUUUAAGUGUUGACAGCUAUACCAAUCUUGAUUCCAUCGGAUAUGAAGUAAAGAUUAUAGAUUUUGGGUUGAGCACAAGCCAUAAAGUUCUAAGUUUUGAGUAAAUUGAUGACAAUAUAGGAACACUAGUAUACAUGGCUCCAGAGCAAGCAAAAUCUAAAUCAUAUGGAAAGAGAAUAGAUGUAUGGGCUUGCGGAAUAAUAAUGUAUUAAUUAUUGACUAGAGGAAAACAUCCAAUCUAUUAUGAUGGCCAGAACAGAGAUGAAUAUAAUGAGGCUUUAGAUAAAAUAAUGAGUGGCUAAUCCAAAUGGGAAUUCCCAUAAGGCUUUUCUGAUUAUGUUGCAUUUGUCCCUCUGAGAGAUAUGACUGUAAAAAGGCUUUAUAGCAUCCAUGGAUAACGGAAUCUUGGCAAAAGAGAAUAGGUUCUAAUAAAGAAAAAGAAAACAUAAGUUUUAAGAUAGAGCGUAAAAAAACCAAUGAUUGACUCAUCAAUUAUGUCACCAAAGCAAACUCAAUCAAACAUAGAUAUUUCUCCAAUGAAGAUGCUGAGCAAAAAUAUUGCAUUAGGAAGGAAUACACCAGUUCUUAGAAAAGACAGUAUAAAAUUCAAUAGUAAUAGUAAAGCUUUUAAUUCGAGAACUAAUCAAAAGGAGUAAGACAAAUCAUUACUUGCGAUUCAGCAGCAAACAAAUCUUGGAAACUUUCUCAAAACUCCAAUUAUGAAAAAGAAUUCUCACAAACUUCGAAGAUUUCAUGAGUUUGUCGAUGAUGAAUAAUAAAAGAAAUUGUAACUGGAACUCCCAAACAAAUCACAGAUGAGGAGCUCAAUAAAGAGAAAAUUAGAUUAUUUGGAAUCUAAUACACCAACUGAUUACUAAUUGAAACUUAAUAGCUAAGCACACUAAUCUUCGAUAUAAUAAGAGCAAAUAGAAAACUACAAUGCUUAGAAAUUAGACUUUACUUUAAGAAAGUUAAGAACAAGAAAGAUUACUUAGGAUAUCGAAAAUGAUCUGAGCGAUCUUCUGAACGAAACAUAGAAUUCAUUUUAACCAAAAUUACACCAAAGAAAGUCUAGCCUUAGCUAAAAUAAAAAUUAUAUGAGAAGAAGUUCAAUGAGGAAGACAGAACACCCAUAAAUUAUUGGAUCUGAAGUGCACUCAGAGUACUAUUGGAAUGAUAAUCUUUCAAAUAACAACAAUUAUAAGGAAAACAGUAAUAAUGAUAUUCAAAAUUUAAUGCAAGCUAGAGUGUAAAGCUAAAAAAGAAACAUUAAAAAUCAUGAAACUCGGGUAUUUUUCAAUGGCCAACUCCCUACUAACAACAACUAUUAGGAAAAUACUAGACUACCUUUUGCAUUAAGCUCUCAUUCUUCAAUAAGACACCCAUUUUAGUAGUAGCAAUAAUAGAAUCACGCUUUAAUGAGUCCUAUCGUUAUUCACAGGAAUAACAGACCUUUAAUAAAUGAGUACACUCAAGGACUAGCAAGUAUGGACUCUAAGCAUAAGUUAGAAAAGAUUUACAGAAUGCAAGAGAUAGUAAAAGGAUUCUAAAUGACUUCAAGUCCUUAUUAACAUUUGCAAGGGGCCUUAAACAUUCAACCUCUAGCUGGAAGAAAAGAUCAUAGAUAUUAUUAGCAGAGCUUUUAAUCAAAGAGCCAACAAAACUCAUAACACAAUAAAUAUUGA
Stylonychia lemnae is the source of this 2544-nucleotide messenger RNA. The record is from the annotation of a GenBank genome assembly. NCBI's taxonomy places the organism in Eukaryota, Ciliophora, Spirotrichea, Sporadotrichida, Oxytrichidae.